Messenger RNA from Porites lobata, 35827 nucleotides. The record is from the annotation of a GenBank genome assembly. NCBI's taxonomy places the organism in Eukaryota, Metazoa, Cnidaria, Anthozoa, Scleractinia, Poritidae.
CAUCAACAACGGAGGAGCACACCAGAGAGGUAUGUCAAAAGCGUUUAGAGAGGUAGUCUGGUAGUCUAAAUAAUUUUUACAAAGUUGGUGCUUACAUAUAUACAUUUACUUUUAGUUUUUAAUUUCCUUUUUCUCUUUAUUUUAUUUUAGUUCCUUCUUAUGCGCUGGUAAAAAAAGAAAAAAUGAUAUAAGCGCUAUAAGUAGUGGUGGUGGUGGUGGCGGCGGUGGUAGUCGUAGCAGAGGUUGAUAUUGCUACUUUACUACAAUGUAGUAUAUACUACCACUAUACCACUACCACUACCACUUUAUUGUAAUUUAAAAUGUUCCGUAUGAAUAGGAGAAAAGACAAACGCAGUUAGUAGUAGAGCACAACGCCCCAUACCUAAGAAAAUUUGGUAAUCUAUCCAUCCGAUAACUUUUGCUACUCACGUGACCGUACGCCCGACGGUUCGUUCGUCCGUCCUUUCGUCCGCACCACAGGCAUACCAAUGUGUAUUCUACAAGUUGUCGUUACGUCUUUAACUCCUCCAAAUCCAUGAUGUCAUGGGAUAAUCAGCCAUUCAACCCUUUUUGUUUCUUCGCAAUCUGCAUGGUAUUUUUUUUCUUUUUUUCUCAUACUUUUAAAGGCACAGCUUAUACUGGGUAAUAGCAAGUCAACGUUCAACUUGCCCAACGCAACUAAUUUUUAUUACAUGAUACAGAUCUCGCCGUCGUUCCCUCUCCCAAAAAGGGAUUUCAGCGCUGAUUCCAGUAUGCCUGAUUCUGGUUACUAUGGAUCAUUAACGGAGGUAUGUCAAAAGCGUUUUGAAAGACAGUCUGGUAGUCUAGGUAAUUAUACAAUGUUAGUGCCCACAUAUUUAUAUUUAUUUUUAUUUUUUACUUUUCUUUUUCUUUUUAUUGUAUUUUAUUUUCUUUUUAUGCGCUGGUAAAAAUAGAAAGAAAUUAUAUCGGCGCUAUGUAAGUGUAGUUUUUCUAAGCAACGAGCCCUCGCGAAAGCGAUUUAUAAUCUCCUUGCGCGCAAAGCGCGCUUUCCACGCUGGUCUUAUUAGCGGCGUGCGACUGUGAAUUUGCCUGGCCCAUGCAUGUAUAUUUGUUUGAGGCUAUACAUCGGUCACUUCCGGUUGCUAUCUGCCUUGACGUCAUCCGCUUGACGUCACGCAGCAUUUGUGUUUCCAUGCAACAUUUAAACAUUCGAUAGCCUUGCAGCUAUUUAUAAUCUCCUUGCGCGCAAAGCGCGCUUUCCACGCUGGUCUUAUUAGCGGCGUGCGACUGUGAAUUUGCCUGGCCCAUGCAUGUAUAUUUGUUUGAGGCUAUACAUCGGUCACUUCCGGUUGCUAUCUGCCUUGACGUCAUCCGCUUGACGUCACGCAGCAUUUGUGUUUCCAGGCAACAUUUAAACAUUCGAUAGCCUUGCAGCUAUUUUUUGUGCACUAUCAUGUUUCCUUCAUAAAGGGCUGAUGUUUUAUUCAUCGUCUGUGAAAUAAUGUUACAAUCACUUAAUCACGAGCAACUUCUCAUGCAAAUAAUACGGAACCGCAAACGCAAGAAGAGCAAACGCAACAUUGGUGAAACAUUGAAGCAACUUAGGCCAGUGUUUAAGAAAAAAAGAGCAUAAAUCAAGAUAAAAGAGUAAUUUUCAGUGCGUGUCACUUUGCACUCUAAGACAAGUUUGCUUAUGAAAAUGUCGCGCGAUGUUUCUCCAACGCGCGUUUCAGUUUGGCUUUUUAAAUAGCCCCUGAAGUCUUGUUUUGAAUCCGUUUUACACUGUGAAAAUUUUAUUAGUUUGCUGGCUUUCCCGCCGGUAUAUAGAUCAAAGUUUCAGCUCUGUACUAUAGACUGCGUGGCAGGCGUUUGAAAGGGAAGGGAAGGGGAGUCUUAGACGGGGGAGAAACGCGAGGGCCGGGACGCGCGAGGAGGGAGGGAAGGAAACGCCUGCCAGGAAACCAUUUUUUUCGCCACCCCGCUUACUAAUUAUGUAUGCAAAAAUAACGCAACUGUGAAUGACCUAGCUGACAAAUAAGUCUGGACGCAAUGCACUUGUUUUUAGCUUUUGUUUUCCUAAAACAAGAAAUCUGAAGUGAAGGUACGUGCUAUAAAAAAAUAGUUCAAAUGCGGUCUUGAAAGGAGAAAGGAGAAAGUUGCAACGAUGCGUGGCUUGUUAUAUAAAAUCAAUUAUACAGCUAUUACGUCGUUUGCUGAAAGAAACGCGCUGGUUUUCGCAGCUUGCAUGCAAUGUUUCAUGUUAAAUUGUCUGAGAAAAAUUAAAAACACUUUGCUUGCUCUCGAACUGGAUCCAGCUGAGCAUACUAAACAACGCUAGUAGCGGGAAAAGAAGAGCUGAACUUCGAAGAUCUUCAAGAAGGUUACAAUUAGUUAUUAACGUAAGUUCCUGGCGUCUUUAUAACGUCCAUAACCAGCAAGAAGAAGUCUUCAAACCAAAAAUCGUCUUCAACAAUCUGGUCGUUGAUAGCGGAGCUCCUCGCGCGCGCGAAGCGCGCGCGGAGCGGAGCACCAUGGGUAAGAAAAUUUGGUAAACUAUCCAUCCGAGAAAAUUUGGUUAUGACGUAGCGUACGCCCACCCGUACACACACUUCAUGUAAGCCGAUGUCAAAUGUCACAAUAGAUCUUGCACAACUUGACUAGCCUCUUAGUUAUGUAACCCAUCCGUCUGAGUACGAUUAGAUUGACAGCUGUCAAAAUCAGACAUCCGCUGACAAUUAUCACACGACCAUCUCGCGGGCUCAGAUAAAAGACCAGUCGUUUUGCCCCUAUAUAUAAGCUAAUAUAAUAUGUCACACCUACCAAUUCAACAUAAAAACGAAACUACGCCGGGCAAGGCUGUCAGUUGGCUGACAGUCGUUUAAAGUUACAUUAGCAAGCCAAAUUAAGGUCAAUUGACAGCUGUCAAAAUGGGAUAUGUGCAGACCACUAAUAACGUGGGCUCAGGUUCGCUCAGGUACACGAUCUGGCAUUUACCACUACAUGUCUGUUAAUUCGAAUAUUCGCCAUUCUAAUGAAGGUUAAUUGACAGCUAUCAAACUAGAGUAUACGCUGACCAUCAUCACCUGAGUGGAUCGCGGGCUCAUUUUUCUAUCCAUUGAGGUCACGUAGUGUUUAAAGUUUUGCGCUGAUAUUUUAUUUGAUCACGGGCUCAAUUCGAAGCCCCAUAGCUUUAUAGAAAAUCUAUCCAUCGUAGAAAAUUCGGCAAUCACGUGACCGUACACCGACCACCCGACCUUCCGUCCGUCCGCACCACAGGCAUACCAAUGUUUAAUCUCACACUUACUAGCUAGUUUGGGAGCCUGCAACCUGAUAUUGUACAUCCAUGGUUUGAUUAAUUGACAGCUGUCAAAAUAGUGUUUCUGCUGACCAGUAUCGCCUGACCGUAUCGCGGGCUCAGGUAUCGAUGCUCUGAGUUCGAGUAAUUCUUUGAAGGUAUCCGCUGACAAGUUGCUACUUUUCAAAUGAUCGCAGGCCCAAGUUCAAUUUUUUUAAAAUGUAUAUGAAAUAAGUCGUGUUUCAUGAGCCGUGCUUUUAAAAUGCUGAUUUCGAACUGACCUCGGACACGAAAAUUCAACCGGCUUUGACAUUUCCAUGCAGGAAAAGCAAUCGCUUUUGACUUUUCUCACUGCCACGCGUUGAUCACGCUCUACGUCCAAUUUUUAUGUUCUGAUUGGUCAAAAUUUGACAGGUGAGUUUAUGCGGAAAAUUUAUGCAGCGUCUAGAAACUUGCUUACUGAUAGUUGGAGCUGACAGAGUUUUGUGUCAUCUUUUGAUGUUUUAAACUGUCUUUUUCUACUUGGUGUACAAAAUGAAAUACAGCUGCUAUCAAGAUUGUUCUGUAAUUCGUGGCUGGUUUGUUUAUUGCGCUUUCUGUUGACAAAUGCACCGCUUGUCAAAGUCAUUGGAAAUCCGAUUGCGGAUGGCAUCGUUUUCAAAAAUGAGCUUACUCACUUGCCCUUGCUUGAGGCGUAAGAGGGUUGAAAAGUCUCGAGCGAUUCUGGAACACUUGAUGGCCUUCAGAAGCAGCAUCUCGACUGGUAAGCCUGAGCAAUUAUUGUCUUUGAUGUGUUUUUUUUUUUUUCGGUUUCCUGAAGUCGAGCGUAUGGUUUAUGCGGAUUAAGUUUAUACACGAGCAAUGAUCUAACCUACAAUAGUAUCAGGUUUAAAAAGCCUUUAGGCAUUUUUUGACCCGCAAAUUCAAAGAAAUGGUUCCGAACAUUAUUUAGUUAUGAUUUUGGCUGUAAACAGAAAGCUCUGAGCGAUUUUCUUGCCUCGAGUUCAUCUUGAAAAAGAGCGAACACCGGGAAGCCGGCUUAAAACAUAAAUAAGCUUAUGCUUGCCUGACUCAUGAUUUUCUGAGACACUUUACUCUCAAUACUUCUCUUCGUGAAUGAAAAUUAUUGUCUCUGUACAUGUUUCACCGAAUUAAACUUAUUUUAUUGAUUGUUAGUAGUCCCUCUCGCAAUUUUCAUCGCUGCACCGGUUGUUUCCAGUCGAACAUAAACAUCGCAUGUAGGAAUACUCAAAACGCCGCGCGUAAAUAUCACUCGCUUUUAAAGAUUACACAUAACAAAAUCAUACACAUUUGAAUGAAUAAAGGGAAAUAAAACCUAAACAUAACAAUUUCUCUAUCGGCAUGUUGAAGCGUAAAUGGUAACUCUAUUGAUCGUACUGCUAAUUUUGUGCCUGUCAAAAGUGAGAACCCGCGCGUCCGGCUGGCCGAAAAGUGAUUUUGGGAAAUUUUUUUAUCGUUUUCAUUAAAAGCCCAAAAUUAUUACCCUGCAUAUCACAUAGGACCAGAUUUUUUUAACAGAAAAGUCCCGGCAUUAUAGAAUUCUCUUCAUGAAAACGCUUUAUAAUUCAAUGCUAUAAUUUGUUGUGCAAAGGAAGCGCGUGCUUCGAUCGUCGUGGAUAUUGAAUGAGUGCAAAUUCUCUUGCAAAAUUGUGAAAAAACUGAAGAAUUAUAGGUUUAAACAGGACAAAAAAGAACAAAUUCUGUCCGAGGUCUGUAUGAUAAAAAAAGGGCCUUACAGUACUGUUUACCUGAGACGUGAUGAGAAAAAGUAUGUUUAAAAGGCUGGUUUACACGCCACCAGAUUCGUCGCCAAGAGGUACUAGUAAACUAAACUUGUCGAACACAAAAAAUCCGGUCUGAUUAUUUAUUUUGGCCUCUCUUUUAGACGGAGGAAUGCAACGUGUAAAUUGGCUGCCACCAAGGACUAUCGUGGCGCAUGUGUUUCUUAAAACUAAAUUUCGGGGUUGUCCAGUUAUCCAUAGUCUCUCUAACGGAGCAAUGUUGGAGAGACUGGUGAAUGCCACAUUAUGAUGCAACAGCUAAUGCAAAUACAAUACACGAAUAGGUCUAUUUUUUUCCAGGCCUAAUCUACUGUGAUCGAACAUGAUUGCUAUUUUUCGGUGUACAAAUAAGACUAUUUACUAACUCGAUGUAAAAUUUGUUUCACUCUUAGUCGGUCAAAUUCUGAUUUUUCUGUAAAAUCACUCAGCCUUUGCCUCAAAAGUCAAAUGAAUGUGCUCUGAUCUGUGGAUUACAAGUUUAUUGUUUGAUUUAAAUUAUGAAUUUAUUAACGGGAGCUUCGCUUUUAGCCGUGGCUAAAUCUAUAUAUUAAAGCGUAGCCCGGCUGCAUGGUAGGCGUUUGAGGUCAAACAAUAGAUAACAAGAACACAGGCAGCAGGAUAUGUCCUUUCUUUCUUGUAAUGAGUAAAACAAGCCGUUAGGGGAAGAGACUUCUCAGAACUAGUCAGUAAAACUCAUCUAGCUGACAGGUCUUUUCUUUCAUGCGGUUCUUUUAACUGUCUUCUUCUAUUCUCCUUUGAAGCUGAAAUUGAUGCCUUCACUAACAAUAUAUUUUUAAAUGAUUACUGAAAAACUGAUUAAGUUACUCAGAAUUCAAAGCGUGAGGUUGAUUUCAACCAAUCGGAUUAAGGCCGUGAUUGACAUGUUUUGAAGACUAACCAAUCAGGAUUUUAACACUCGCCUGGUGGAUGUUAAAAACGAGCUCGUUUUUCUCGAGAAAUACAAUGGUCUCUUGGCAGGCGUUUCUUUCCCUCCCUCCUCGCGCGCCUCUCGCGUUUCUCUCGCGCCUAAAAUUCUCUUUCCUUUCCCUUUCAAACGCCUGCCACGAAGGAUACUCUGUACUAAGGCCCGAAGUAUAAUAAUUUUUAUGCGAACCGCACUGUCGUUUUUGCGUUUUUUUCUUUUCUAAAUCCGGCAACCGAAAUAAUGCUAAAUAUGCUUUUCAAUACACUUUUAAAAAUGACACCACACAAUGUGAAAAAAAGAAGAAGAAGAAACUGGAAAGAACAAAGUAUGGACCUUCCCGAUGACAUUCGCGGUGAGUCACCCAUCCAGUUCCGAAAGGGCUUAAUUUGAGUGCCCAACUAAACCGAGUUUCGCGGGGGAAAUUGCGAGAUACGUUUUUCUAGUUAUUAUUAUUAUUAUCAUUAUCAUUAUCAUUAUCAUUAUCAUUAUCAUUAUCAUUAUCAUUAUCAUUAUCAUUAUCAUUAUCAUUAUCAUUAUCAUUAUCAUUAUCAUUAUCAUUAUCAUUAUCAUUAUCAUUAUCAUUAUCAUUAUCAUUAUUAUUAUUAUCUCUUUUAUCACAGUCUUUGCUGGUGUUCUUUUUGUGCAUCAGCCGGGCGCAAACCAUACACCUGGAGCGUCACUCACUCAAGUCAAUCAUUCUGUUCAUACACUGAGCACCUUUCUGAGGAUUCGCGCAGAUCCCAGCAUGCAGAUCUUUUGAUUCUCUGUCAUAGUAGCUCUCUCUGAUACUUUCUUGAUGUUUUCUACCAUACCCUUCUUCACUGUACCAAGCGCACCAACAAUCACAGGGAUCACUACGGUUUUCAUAGGCCACAUUCUCUGUAUUUCUAGUUCUAGGUCUUCGUACUUUCUUUUUUUUUUUUCAGCUUCCUUCAGUGCGAUGUUUCUAUCUGAUGGAACAGUCAUAUCAAUCAGUUUGCAGGUGUAUUUCACUGAAUCUUUAACGAUGAUGUCUGGUCUUUUCGCUGUUAUAGUUCUAUCAGUAUUGACUGGCAUGUCCCGCAUGAUGGUGAUGUUGUUAUCUUUAUUGUGCAUCACGGUCUCUGGCUCGUGUUCGUACCAUUUGUCUGUAAUCUCUGUCAUAAUCUUUACAGAUGCUCCAAUGGAGAUAUGCUGCAGCAUUAUUGUGCCUGAAGAUGUACUCUGUUUUGGCUAAUACCUCACAUCUAGAUACAAUAUGGUCCACUGUCUCUUCAUGUUGCGAACACAUUCUGCAUUUGCUCUCCACUUGCUGGCCACAUAUUACUUUCUGGUAGUUUCUGGUGUUUAUUGCCUGGUCUUGAGCUGCUACAAGUAGUCCCUCUGUUUCUCCUUUCAAAUUGCUUGACAACCAUUUGUUGGUGGUGACUGUGUCUACAUGAGGCUUCUCUAGGAUCUUUGUAUACUGGGCAUGCAAUGCUUUGUUUUUCCACUUUUCUUCUUUCAUUGACUUCAUCUUGGACUUAAACACGUGUUUCAGGGCUUUAGCAUUUUCAGAGGCAGAUUUAUCUUCUCUGUUCUCAAUCUCUGGCAUUGUUACUUCCCUUUUGAACUUAGUAGCAUUCUUGGAUAUUGAAUUUUUGGCUUUAGAUCUUUCAUGUUCAAGCACCUGCUUUGGAUAUUGCCCUUCUUUGUGCUUCAGAUAGUGAUCAAGCCCUAUUGUUGCUGUUUUGAAUGCUGUUUCUACAUCAAUCAGGCCCCUACCUCCAUCUUUUCUUGGGAUGUACAGCCUUUCCACAUCUGCUUUAGGAUGUGCAUGUUCAAUAGUUUGCGUGUUUUUGUGUCAAUCUUCUUCAGUUCUGAGAUUUUCCAGUCAGUGAUGCCAAAGCUAUAUUGCACAACUGGGACUGCAAGACUGUUGAUAGCUUCUAUUUUGUUUCUUCCAUUGAGCUCAGUUCUCAGGAUUAGUCUUACUCUCCUAUUAUAUUCUUUCCUUAUCUUCUCUUUCAUUUUGCUAUGCUGGAUACCAUCACUUUAAUCUACACCCAGGUAUUUGUAUACUCCUUCCUGGUCCAACUCUUGUAUUUCUGUGUCAUCAUCUAUUACUAUGUUUCCAGUUGAGGCCAGUUUACCUUUCUUGAAACUGGCUUUGGCACAUUUCUCAAGUCCAAAUUCCAUACCAAUAUCAUCACUGAAUUGUUUCACUAUUUUCAGUUCUCCAACUUGUUCUUGCUCGUUCUUGCUAUACAAUUUUAGAUGAACCAUAUAAAACAGAUUGCUGAUUGGAGCACUUGUGUUUAAGAUCUUGUAACCAUACCCAGAUGUAGCCAGCUGUGAUGUUAAAGGCACAAGGGCUAGACAAAAUAGCAGAGGUGAGAAUGAAUCUCCUUGAAAGAUCCCUCUUUUGAUCUUGAUCUGAUCUGUUGUGAUACAUCCAUCAUUGUAAGAUAGCUUCAUUGUAGUUUUCCAGUUGCUCAUUGAGAUCCUCAUGAACUUGAUUAGUUUUUCAUUAAAUCUGUACAUGUGUAAGGUCCUCAGUAUCCAACUGUGAGGAACACUAUCAUAGGCUUUUCUGGCUUUUCUGUAGUCUAUCCAAGUCAUACUCAAGUUCUUUUUCUUCUUUUUGCAGUCUUCUAUGAUCAUUUUAUUUAUUAGGAGCUGAUCUUUGCAUCCAUAUGAAUCACUGACACAACCUCUCUGUUCUUCCGGCAAUAUAUCAUUCUUUGUGAUAUGGGUGUAGCUUCUUUCGGUUAAAAUCGAUGCAAGCAACUUGAAGGAUGUUGAUAAACAGGCAAUUGGUCUAUAGUUUUUGGGGUUGUUGCGUAGUUGAUGUUUGUGCUGUAGUGAACCAAUCAGGCAGAUUCUCUGGGUGUUCUAUUGCUUGGUUAUAUGCAUUCAGUAGGUGUUGAUGUAGUGCUGUAAGUUGCUUUAGCCAGAAGUUAGGAACUGCAUCAGGGCUGGGUGACUUCCAGUCGCUUGCUUUCUUUAAAACAAUCUGCAACUCAUCUCGGCUUAUGUGCCCCCAUGGUUGGCAUUCUGUAUCAGUAUAUUUCUGCUCCUCCCUCUUUAUCCACUCUGCUGAAUGGUUGUGCUCUUUAUCGUUCUCCAAGAUGUUACGCCAAAAUGUUUCUGUUGCUUCUUUCGUAGGUGGUUUUUCAACUGAUAUCUGGUCUUUACCAAGAUUUCUGAAGAACUUUUUCCUAUCGUUUGCAAACAUCUGGUUUUAACUGAAUUGUUUACUUCUUUUUACAUAUCUCCUGAUUCUUUGGGCUUUUGCUUGAAUUUUCAUUUUAAGGGAUUCUCUUACUGUUUGCAGUUCUUGAUAUGUUGUUAUUUUGUAUUUCUUUUUAAUUCUUUGUUUUUUCUUGGAGAUAUUUUGGCUUUCACCUUGUUAUUAUCAUUACUAUUAUUAUUAUUAUUAUUAUUAUUAUAAAAAAAGGUAAAAUCUUUAUUACAAAACCUCAAUUAAAAUCCUAUUUACAAUCAACCUGCUGUUACAAAAAAUCUAAUCAAUUCAUCAAAACACUAUCUACAAUUCCUUCAUUAGAGAACAAAAAAAAUCCUAUAUAUAAUAAGUGAAGAAAGAGAAAACUAUUCAUUUACAAAUUCUAAAAAAUAGAAGUAACUUAACCUUACAUAAAAGAAGAGGAAAUAGAUAUAAUCAAUAAUAAAAGUUCAAAAUUCUAUAAAAUUAAGAAUUCCAUUAUGCAGAGAUAUCAAGAUCAUACAAUCGAAUUAUACUAAUGACGGCUAAACCAGUGUCCAUAAAAAGCCCUAAGUAUAAAAGCAUAUAGACAAGUAUUUCAGAUGUCCGCACUAGCGACAUUUAUUUUACAGUCUAAUGAUUGCUCUAUCUUGCCUCGAAACGGCGUUCGCGAACCUCUGACGCAUGCAUGUACCGAUCUUAAGAGUUCAAACGAGAUCUGUGUCCUGAGCCAAGUGAUUACAACAUGAUAAGGCUCGGUGUCUUUCUGAGCUAUCUUGUCUGCGAGAUGCUUUAAGAACCGCUGACACUCGUUUCCCAUUCCGCCAUUGGGUCCAAACACUAAAGGCGUAAACGAACCCAUUUCUACAUCUAACACCCGCUGCUGGUACUUGCGCUUCUUCUCUUCUUCUUGCUCUUUGAACACUCUUUGAACACUUCCGAUGUUGGCUUGCUCUGGUAACACUUGGAGUUGACGUGCGUAACUCGAACAUCAAAAAAUGCCGUAACUCCUCUUGCCCAGAAACCUCCCGCUUUGAUGUCCAAUCUUGCCUCAGAACUUGUAACAGCGCUCCUCAAAUGAAAUAGCUCGUUGUCCAGUUGUUGGAGGCGUGGUUCGAUUUCGACAUUAUGCAGAUCUUGUCGAUGAAUGUCGUUAACAAGUUCCGUACACCGUCAUGUCUCUGCGCUACAAACCCCCCCUUUUUACAAGAGAGGGCGUGACUAACGGUGAAUUUAUCCCCACAUAUGCAAUGACUUGGUAAAUCGACUAAGGGCAAGUCAUAACGCAAGCGUAGCGAGUCUCUGAAUUCUUGCUUGUUGAGGGCUAAACCUUUGUCUGCGAGAGGCAUCGCAUUCAGCCAAGAACUUGCGCCCUUGUCCCUCGAUUGAUUAACCAGACGCAGCAGGCCUGGGGAGAGGCUUGAAUCAAUGCUAUCCAUUUUCACUUUGGCACUUGCUCUCUUAAGUGAUUGUUGAUGCCUCUUUAGCUCCUCCGUAGAUCUUUCUCCUGACACCAUGAUGGAACUCUGUGAAGUAAUAGAAUCUACGUGCGCGGUGGUUAUUAGUCUCGAGGCAGCAAACUGCUGCGGUGCCUCGGAUUUCAGAUCAGGAAUGCCUAGACCCCCUUGACCUGUUGCUAGGGUAGCAAGUCUGCGCACCUCGUUAGGGAGAGGUUCUGAUUGACCGAACAAAGUUGGGAGUAGUAAAUCUUCAAUCACUUCCUGGAUUGGAUCGACAUAAACUUCAAACGAUUCAAUCGUGCGCAUGAAGUAUGUGAACUCCGACUUGUAGCCUUUUGUGAAAGCAAUAUACGCCGCAUGGGGCGGGCUCUUCGCUAUUUCAGAGAGACGUUCGAUUUCCUCUUUCCAUGCACGAACCUUCUCCUCACAAUACUGAUCUUUGUAUUCUUGCGACGCAAUAACUGCUCCCAGAUGGCGCUGACCUUCAGUCGUUAUGUUGACUUCCUCUCCAAACACCCUCUUUGCUUCCUCCGCGAGUUCCCUAGACUUCUCAAUAAGCCAGUUCUUUGUCCCAUUCACAAGGUAACCAAACUUUUGACCUUCCUUACUCAAUUGCCUGUACCAGUUGUAUAACUGCACUAUACUCCCUCCUCCAGCUGAGUCGUCUGCAAGCCACACCUGUUUAACCAAUGGGCAAUGAUCCCUCAAAUUCUGUAUCAUUAUGGAUGUAUUAAGUGCGUACCAUGGCAUCGCUAGCGGAUCUCCUUGUGUGGUGCCUUCUCGAGAAAGUAUUUCACCUCCCCCACAAAUAAACAGUCUUGAUGGGCUUCUAUAUGUGUUAAUGACAUAGAGCGCCAUUUCUUUGCACAUGAUCUGGAUAUUGUGUAAGGCCGCUGACCUAUUCAUUUGGUUAAAAGCGUUACUAGCAUCAAUUAGCAAUAUUCCAUCUGUUCCUUCUUCAUCAAACACUUGACUCAUCGCAUGGAUCGCAGCCUCCGCUCCUGCAUUAUGACCAGCGCAAACUUGUAGGGGACCCGCCGCUUCUUUUAUUUCCUCCUUUAAGAAACCGCUGACCGUUUUCCCCACUAUUCUCCUUAGUACCUCUCCAACACCAAUUGGUCUGAUUCCUGGGUUCUUGUGAAGCGGGAUAAGCCUGCAGGACGUAAAGGCUUCAAGUAAGGAUGGGUGGUACGAUUUCCUUAGCAGAUUUCUUGUGAACACGGCUAGCUCGUCUCUCAAUAUUUUGCCCUCGGUCUUGAAAUUCUUAGAGCACAGGAUUCUCUUAUACAGCUCUGCGUCCAUUCCAGAUGGUCCGGCUGAGCCCUUGGUUUUGCUUGCCGAGUUGUAGAUCGAUUCUUCGUCUAUGAGGUCAUAAACGUUUGGCGGAAUAUAAUCAAUUGGGCCAUGUAACAAACUCUCCUCUGCGAUAUCAGCUGCCUGUGGGUGCUUGUCCUGUAGCCCUUGCAGGACAUCUGGCGAUAGGUCGAGCAGACCGGACGAACUCUCGUUAUCUAGGAGUUUCAUUGUAGUUUCAAUUUUCCUUGCAGAACCAGCUUUGAGAAGGCUUUGGAUAUGUCUUCAACCUUUCUAGGUUUCUUGGAAUUCACAAAUUUCCCUUGAAAGAACCUCACUUCUUUAAGCAGCAAAUCAAUGUCCCCUUGUUUCCAGAGUGCUAAUCGACGCUCUAUUGCUUCACUAUGCUCCUUGCUUUUGGAAGUAGCGGAUGGUUUUUGCAAAAUCAAAGUUGGGAGCACCAUGAAUGCUUUAAGAGCGACCGAGUUCAGGUCAGAGUCUGAAUUAAAUUGCUUAAUCCAGAAGGUUAAUUCUUCAAUGAAACUCUUCCCUGCGCAACCCGAUGGAACAUUGAAUUUAUUCCUCCUGUAGUGGACGAUUUCAUCGUAAACAUCGUUGACAGUAUUACAGAAACAUGCGUAACUAAUACUGCCCCAAGUUUUGUUCUUUGUUUCGGAGGGAAGCACAUCAUAAUCAGGCAGAUUUCGCUUGAUUUGAUUUUUGGAGUUUUGAUCCUUGCAAGUAGCAGUCCGUCUCUGGGGAGCUCUUUGAUCAGCAAUGUCGGAAGAAAUAUGCAAAUUCGAACCUUCGACCACAUUCACGUUUGAUAAAUUUUCACCUUCGCAUUGGGCGGGUUCGAGACCCUCGGUUUGUGACAAAAUAGAGGCACCAACCUCUUCUGUUUCGUCUAGAACAGUUAAAGAGUCGCCUCUAACACUUAUUUGUGAGUUUUCAUCCGUUAUCGCUGCUGCGUGGUCGCGAAGAUUCUGAGCUGAUAACCCCAAGUUCACGUAUCCCACGUCAUCCCAUAGAUCUUUCAAAAUGCGCAUAUAUCCUUUCUUGCGUCCGUUCUGAUAACAUGGCGGGUUGCUUGAGCUUUUUAAGCUUAAGGCUUUUUCCCUGCAUUGUAGUAAAUCUUGAUUCAUCUUAUCUGUCCAUUUUAGCCUUCCUGGUUUUCCAGCAAGCGACCGACCUGCAGCCGCCGCCUCCGCCAUUAUUAUUAUUAUUAUUAUUAUUAUUAUUAUUAUUAUUAUUAUUAUUAUUAUUAUUAUUAUUAUUAUUUGUCACGGAUAUGUUUAAACUUAGCUGUAGACAAAAAAUCGCCCCCUUUAACCCACCACUUUCUGGGCUUUUCCAGUGCAUAUCCCCAGCUAUCUAAUUAGGACGCUGGAAAUGUUUUUGCCGGCAUUUGAGUUGACAUCUAAGCCCUUAGUAAGUGUUUUACCGCUUUUAACGCAAAGUGCGAGACGAUUCGUUUAACAUACAUGAAUUUCCAGACUGAUGUGUUGUACCCAAACUAUGCCAGUCGAGUAAGUACUUGAUCACUUCCACCGAAGAUCAUGCUCACGGAGGUCUGCCUUGUCUCCCAAUUAUUUGCCCAAUGCACGGUGGCACCUUAAUUUAUCGAGACAAUCGCAAGACGUCUGUUAAGGAACAAACAAAUGGUUUUUGUGCUGCAGUCGCUUCAUAAUUUGCAUCCAUUCAGCGUUCCGGAUAUACGUUUUGAUGGAAAUCCAUUGAGGUACUUAAGUUUUCAUUUAAAGGGACUGGUUCACGAUAAUGCGCAUGCGCGCCGUUUGUCUCUUCAGAAUAAAUUUGUCGGGUCAACACUAAAUUCGAAAUCACCAUUACCGGUACAAUCCUUGAAAAUCCUUCGUUUUAUUCGGACAUCCGUCGCUUUGGCUGGUCUAGUUAUACUUCGGUAGUGGUGAUUAACGUGUGGUUGUGUCGUUUGACUGGUUACGUUUUGAGAAGAAGCAAGCAAUGUAUGCUACUCGAUAACAUUUGUUUUGCGGAACACUGACCCGAUGCAACGCGAAUGAACUUGUUCAUUUGCUGAUAAGCAAUUGAAAUUUAUGCUCAGUUAAGGAUAAUCUUUAUACUCAUACGUUGUGUGUUUUUGUCACUGGUCAGGCGCUAUUUUUAGGUAUUUCUGGGUUUAUAUAAGGCGAACUGAGAGAACAGUAAUAAGAUGUUUGUUUACAAAUUUUGUUUGCCGAUCGGUGACUGUUUAUUCUUAUCGGCUGCAACAUAUAUCUGAGGAGUAGCAAAGAAUAAAAUUGAAUUAUGGGGAUAAAUAAAAUCAAACCAAAUGCCCGGAAAUACUCUCGCGUCGCGAACAAUUAAUUUGAAUUUUGUAAAUUUACUUGCGUGCAUCUAACUCGCUUCCGAUUGGUUGAAAAACAAUCAGCUACUGUCAGAACUCACACAUGCGCAUUAUCGUGAACCAGUCCCUUUAAUAUAUUUACCGCUUUUUCCAAGGGUUGAUUUCCACUGACGCGUAAUUUUUACGUGCGUACGUGCGUAAGAUUUACAUUCGCAAGUAAAAUAGAGGCAAUGUGUGAAAGGUCGCACGUAAGCGUAAAAGUAGAACCUCUCUCAACUUCGCGUUUAAUCUCAACACUUUAUAUCUUAUGUCUAUUUUAUUUACGUGAUUAAAAUUUACGUGCGUUAACGUGCGUAGCCAAAAACGCGUCAGUGGAAAUCAACCUUAAGGUUCAAAUCACAAAGUACGCCUAUGUGUCUAUUAGUAGAUUUACCGUUUUUCAAAAAUAAUUAUUCGGUUUACAGUCAAGUCGCCGAUUAUUCAGGUUAUGGUUAUUUAGUGGUAAAUCGUAAAUAACUCAAUAGAUUUACUGUUUGCAAUCAUAAUAUAUAGAUUUAGCCACAGCUAAAAGCGAAGCUUCCAUUGAUAAAUUUAUAACUUAAAUCAAACAAUAAUUUUGUAUUCCACAAAUCAGUUAACUUAAGGGCACAUUCAUGUAACUUUUGAGGGAAAAGCUAAGUGAUUUUGGAGUGAAACAAACCUUGUAUCGAGUUUAUAUAGCCUUAUAUGGACAUCCAAAAAAUAGUCUUCGGUCACAUUUAUGAGCAAUAAUGGCUCUUGAUCACCGUAGAUAAGGCGUGGAAAACAAAUUCUUGGAAAACAAAUCAGGCCGAAUUUUUUGCGUUCGACAAGUUUACAAAUUCUUGCCAAUACAUCUGGGUGCGUGCAAACCAGUCUUUUAUUUAUUUAUUUUUUUUAUACACCACAUCUGAGGAGAAAGAGUACUAUGAGGCGCUUUUUUUAUCAUACAGACCUCGUACAAAAUGCAGUAUUUCACAAUUUUUCAAGACAAAUUGCAUUCAUUCAAUACUCAGGACCAUCGAAGCACGCGUGGACUUUUAAUCAGCGAAACCGUUCAAAAAAUGUCCAAAAUCCCCUAUACGGCCAGCCGGUUUUAACUUUUGACAAGCGCCAAAUUUGCGAAGAAAUUUUAAACGAGUUACGCUUCAACGUGAUAAAGAAUUUAUUGAGUCUAUUUUUCUUAAUGGUUUUAUAACGAUGUGUAAUCUUAAAAAGCGUUUGAUACGCUCGGCAUUUUGAGUACUCCUGCAAGCGAUGUUUAUGAACGCCUGAAAACAAACGGCAAAGCGAUGAAAAUUACACUUUUGAGACUACCAACAAUCAAUAAAGAAAUAUAAUUCGGUAGAACAUUUACAGAGACAACAAUUUUCAUUCACGAAAACAAAUGAGUAUUUAAAUGUCUCUAAGAAUCCUCAAGUCUUUACUAGUAAGCUUAAAGAUUAAGUUCAUGUUUUAAGCCGCCGGUUUCCCGGUGUUUGCUUUUUUUAAAGAUGAACUCACGACAAGAAAAUCCCUCAAAGCUUUCUUUCUACAGCCAAAAUUAUAACUAAAUAUUCUUCGGAAAGUUUUUUCUUUCUAUUUACGGUGAAUUAAUAUCGACUAAAGGCUUUUUAAAGUUUUGUAAGCUUAAGCUUAUGUCAAACCUCAUACUAGGUCAGAUCAGUGUCUCAGUCAAAUCUUAAUACAAAUGUACAUAAACUAUUGUAGCUUCAUAAACUGCGCCGCUGGACUUCAUGAAAUUAGAUGUAAAUACAAUAGUUACUCAGGCUUACCAUAUUUCGAGGAGUUUGCCUUUUGGUCGAGGGUAACUAGUCGAGGUCGAGGGUAAGUGGUCGAGGGUAACUAGUCGAGGGUCGAGGGUACAUGGUCGAGGGUCGAAAAAUCCUCCACAAUUAUUUUUGAACGUCGUCAAAUCAAAAUUUCGUGUUUACUUGCCUGUUUUAUUUUUACGUUAACACCUAGGGGCACGUGUAUCAUUUGUCGUUGUAACACUGGAGUAAAUAAUAUUGAAUAUUGAAAGCAGAGACCCAAUGGUUUUCUUGUCUAACGUUUCACUCGCUUAUGAAAAGGCUGCUAAUCUGGUAACUUUCACUGUUUGUAUUUAAUAUUUCCCACGUCCACUAGUUUUGUCCUAUGUGAGACUUGGGUCAGCGUGAUUAUUUUACUGCCUGUAAGACAAAAACAUGGAAAACUCAACGAUAACAACGUAAUAAACACAACUUGUCAAAUGCCGCAUUCACAGACUUCACAGGCUGGCAAACACUUAUAGCAAAUACUAACAAGAAAUUCACACCAUCGGUUUAAAGCCUCUUGAAAUUCGGAAAUGAAAGCGAAGCACGGAGGAGUAAAGGAAGAGAUCGAAACAAUGGUACUUUUAAGGGGUAUAUUUCCCAGACCCACUACAUUUUAGAUUGCUCCGAAAAACGAAACUUGAAACUGCAAAUAUCACGCAACUGAAUAAGCAUGACAAUAAGCUUUAUCGACUCAGUUAAAAAGUUAAUUGGUUACUCCUAAUAUGUAGAAAGAAAACGAAAAAAAGCACAUGCAUUGUACUCUAUCUUAAAUCGAAUCUUAAAUGUCUUAUAGUUAAAGAAAAUUAGAGUUGAGUUCUCAGUCAACAGUUUAAUGGUAUUAUGGUAUUUAUUGGACUUCCUGUUACGCUUCUUUCCUUUGGUUGCUUUAUUUGGGAAUUUUAGGUUUUAAAUUGAAGAAAAAUUCAGAAAUAAUUGUGGAGGAUUUUUCGACCCUCGACCAUUUACCCUCGACCCUCGACUAGUUACCCUCGACCCUCGACCAAAAGGCAAACUCUAUUUCGAGAUGCAGCUCCUGUAUGCUAUCAAGGAGUCUAUCUUUUUGUCGAGGGUGGAGGGUCGAAGGUUCCAUGUCGAGGGCGAGGGUACCAUGUCGAGGGUCGAGGGUAACAUUUUUUUUCCAAAUUUUUUUUUUUUGGAAAAGGUAAUAAUCGAUGCAAUCAAUGUCAUUAAAACAAAUAAGAAGAAUUUAAAAAACAAAUGGCGCGUGAACAUCUUCUAGUUGUAAGGUGGGGGGUGGAAUAGAGAAAAGCUCCGGGACAUCCAUAAAGAAAAUGUGAUGUUGUUGUUGUUGUUGUUUAAUGAGAACAACAAAAAAGAACUUAAAAGAACCUUCUCCCUUCCUGUGAAGGUAGACAGGUUUUGCCUAAAAAAAAAGUCAUAGAGCUUAGGCACGGGCACCGAACGACUGUUUUCUGUAAAAUAUCUGUUCGGAGAAGCAAAAAUUGCCUACAAUUUUCUGUUACUUGAGGAAGGCUAAAAAUUUCUAGAUGGCCGUUCCAUUCAUGUACAGUUUUCGUAGCUUAUCUAAUUAAUUCCCUACGAUUUUCUAAAGUUUAGUUUUUCACAUUUCAGUCCCCAACUUAGCCUAUUUUUCGUAGAAAAAGGAAAUCUAAAAUUUUCGGAUUCGAAAAUGCGAUGGAGAGAGGAAUCAGAAAAAUUCUCACUUUCGUAAAACCUAAAAUUGCAUCUAAAAUUUUCGGGAAAAUAAUACUGAGGCCCUAAGUGAUUUCGAAAAGAUUCAAGUUGCCCUAGGACGACCGAACAGAUACAAUUUUAUAACGCCGCUUAGAAUGCAUUUCCAGAGAUUUGAAAGUACUCUGGAUAAGCGAAAAAGUGUUUUCAAUGCAUUUAGGAGGUAACUGUGGUUGGGUGCCCCUGCUUCGCGGCUUAGAUUUCAGUCACGUCUGCCUCUUCUCUCCCUUGCUUGGCUGUUCAUUGGGGUAGUUUGAAUAUGGAUAUUUCACCGAUUCUUGUUUUUUAAGCUAUCCCACUGUAUGCGUCGUGCUUUCAAUGAAGUAGAAACCACAGGCAGCCCAAGCGCACUAUAUUUGUGGGUUCGGGCUUCAGAGGUCAUUUGGUGGGAAUAUACUAGAAUUAUUAGUAUAUUAUCUGAUGCCAAAUAAAUGCAAAAAGUCUUAAAGAUAUGAAGUCUUCUUGUUUGUCUAUCGGUACUAGUAGCCUUUAAGAUAACGAAAAUCGAUAUUUCUUGCAUUAUUACAUGUGAUUCGGGCCCUUAUUGAUCGAAUUUUAUCACAUGUAUUCGAAUCUACAACGCUAAGGGAAAAAAAAUCAUGAUCACGCGAAAUAUUGAUUCAAAAAGCUCCCUUACCUUUCGUUCAUAGCCACUCUGUGUCCUACGGCUGGUUUAAACGCCGUUUAGUCGACUUUCUUUCCAUCGAGUACUGAACACUAUAAAAGAAGGUCGAGGUCGAGGGUAAGUGGUCGAGGGUAACUAGUCGAGGGUCGAGGGCAAAUGGUCGAGGGUCGAAAAAUCCUCCACAAUUAUUUUUGAACGUCGUCAAAUCAAAAUUUCGUGUUUACUCGAGUUUCCGGUGCCUGUUUUAUUUUUACGUUAACACCUAGGGGCACGUGUAUCAUUUAUCGUUGAAACACUCGAGUAAAUAAUAUUGAAUAUUGAUAGCACACACCCAAUGGUUUUGUUGUCUAAUAUUUCACUCGCUUAUCAGUAAUAGAGGGUGGAAAAUUCUCCACAAAUAUUUCUGAACGUCGUCAAAUCAAAUUUUCAAGUAGGCUCGUGCUUACUCGAGUUUCCGGUUCCUGUCUUAUUUGUGUUGUGUUGUUUAUAACUUUUACACUCCCACGAUGAUGAAGGUGAGUAUUACAUUAACAUCUAGUGGCACGUGCAUCAUGUAUCGUUGUAACACUGGAGUAAAUAAUAUUGAAUAUUGAAAGCAGAGACCCAAUGGUUUUCUUGUCUAACGUUUCACUCGCUUAUGAAAAGGCUGCUAAUCUGGUAACUUUCACUGUUUGUAUUUAAUAUUUCCCACGUCCACUAGUUUUGUCCUAUGUGAGACUUGGGUCAGCGUGAUUAUUUUACUGCCUGUAAGACAAAAACAUGGAAAACUCAACGAUAACAACGUAAUAAACACAACUUGUCAAAUGCCGCAUUCACAGACUUCACAGGCUGGCAAACACUUAUAGCAAAUACUAACAAGAAAUUCACACCAUCGGUUUAAAGCCUCUUGAAAUUCGGAAAUGAAAGCGAAGUACGGAGGAGUAAAGGAAGAGAUCGAAACAAUGGUACUUUUAACGGGUAUAUAUCCCAGACCCACUACAUUUUAGAUUGCUCCGGAAAACGAAACUUGAAACUGCAAAUAUCACGCAACUGAAUAAGCAUGACAAUAAGCUUUAUCGACUCGGUUAAAAAGUUAAUUGGUUACUCCUAAAUAUGUAGUUCCAGAGAAAUAAAGCUUAAGUUGAAGUGGUGUAUCGCCAAAAAUUUUAACAAACCUCGGUACAAGAAGUACCAUUGUUUUGCCUCUUCUUUGUGAAAUUUCGGAAUACCGCAGGCAUGCGGCAAUUAAACCCAUUCAAUUAAAAGCCUACUUAAAAAAAUAUUUAGGCUGUUAAGCGUGUUGACGUAAUUCGGCUGGUCAUCAUCCCAUGAGCUGUAAAGCUCACGUAAACUUGGCCGGAAAAAAGCGGAUUCUUUUUGGUUAUAUGAGCCGCUAUGGGAUGAUAAUACGUGUUUGAAUAGUCCUGACUGUGUGUUAGCUGACCUGUUGCAGAAUCUUUCCCGGUGACCCGUUUGUCUACAUGCUUUAUUAUAAUAUUACAGGGUGGAGUUUUGUAUUUAUCACCCAGGUCGUUCCCACACCCAUAACAUUUUCUCACUGUUGGAGGCGUGACGAUCAACUCGUAGAUACUUGGCGACAUGCUAGAAUUCCACGAGGGCUGUAAGCCAGCAGAGAGCAUUGGUGAUAGAGGGAAAGACGGUUGAUGGAGAGGCGGCUGAGGAACAGGUGGUUGAGGAUGCACUGGCGGUAGAGAAAAAGUCUGGAUCCGCGGCUGUAUAAUGUUGGCAGCGCCAUCGGAAGGAGGGUAGCUCGGCUGCCAAGUAGGCGGGGGAUUUACGCUUUGACUGAGUGCCUGUGGCGGUGGUAAACCUGGACCCUUUGAUUUAGUUGCCUUCUUUUUCCGCGAAGGUGGUUUGUGUGAGGAACCUGCAUCAACGAGCAGCCCCUCAGGAGAGCAAAACAUCUCCCUCCCUGUUGACUUCUCUCUCCUCACUUCUGCUUCAUGUUGUGUACGUGCGCGGUCAGCAAACGAAGGACCCUUUCCUCCGGGUGUAGCGCCGGUCAAGUAAGCUUUGAUCUCUACGUCAAGCAGCAAAGCGUCUCGUGUGUCUGCUUGACACGCGUCUAGCUGAGACAAAUUUUGGCGGUCUCGGUGAGCCCAACCAGCGUGAAUCACUUCCGCUUGGUUCAUUUGCGGUACAUUGGGGUUGGUGAAGGCACGGAAAAUGAACCCACGUCGCUCAUGCCACCACGAUACCCAGUCUGUCAGGAAAGCCCUGCCAUCAUCGGCCGCAAUAAAUAAGUCCAUAUCAGACUUGGCGGCCUGGUAUCCAGCAACAGUUGUGCACAGUAACAGCCUGUCACACAGUUGUUUAAACUCGUCAUUGCUCUUACUGUCUAGUUUUUGAGCUUUUUUGUUUCUGUGGUCUUUAAAGUGGAACUCACACGAUUUAAUUUCGGCUUCAUCCCCAAAAACCUUUGAAAUUCCGGCUAAAUUAGCGCCUGCCAUGUCGCUACACCAGCCUAUAGGGUCAAAUGUAGCACUAUCCGAACCGGACCCUUUCCUGAGGGCUUCAUUAAAUAAACGCCAGAAAAGUUCGACGUUUACCGUGUCCUCGGUCACUGCCUCCAUUGUAGCCAGCGGUAACUGUUUGCGCAGCAAAGGAUGAUACACACUGGCUGUUAGCGUGAUAAACCCACUGCACCGUUUCUUUUUCCCAUCAAAAAAACAAAAUUCUUUGCUCAGAAAAUGGUCCCCUUUUUUGUCCAUGUUUAAUGCCAUUUUCAUUUUCGAUGUGCUUGUCUUGAAUACAAAGGAUGGCAUGUCCGUGUGCCCUCUAUUGUCAUUGAUUUUGUACACAUAUAAGGGGUCUUUUUUGUCUGCAUACUCCUUAAAAGAGACAAUGGCCUCAAAGUUGUGACCAAAAGGCUCUAUAUCCUUCUUCAGUUUCUGUUUCAUGUUAGAUACACGUUUCUUAUCCAAUACAGCACUGGCCUCUCUUUCGACUGCUUUCCAGUCCAUUUGCUGUUGAAAUGCGGACAUGACGAACGCCGACCGUACCUCGGAGGGCUUGAUGUUUGGUUGAUUCCGUAUAAUUUGUUCGAUGCUCAUGACGUCCUUUUUUCGGAGACUAUCAUUGACGGGACAUGUGUGAUUACCAACGUGGUAAACAGUCACUGCUUUACUACGAUAACUAAGAUACCUUCGCGCACUGCAUGCAACAUAUUCUCCGACUUUACCACAGCCUUUGCAAAUCAUUUCACCUCCUUCCUUUUCGAACUGCGUUGUAUUUGUUACACCAAAUUCCAUUUUAAAAGGACACUGUUUUUGGACGCAUUCAUACGACCCCUUGCAAUCAGCAAAGCGCACACGGCCAUGGUUUUUCCAUUCAGUGGGACAAUUUUUUUCCAUUUUCUGCCAUCUUGAAGGGCAUCAAGCUUUCGACGAAAAUCCUUAAUUUCGUAUAUUAAGUCCAUUGAUUCCAAUGGGUAGGGAUUUCACUGUCACGUUUUGUACAUUGACCUAUAAGGAUUUCGAUAUUUUGCGUUGUUUCAGCUUCUCCUGAAUGAUGGAGUCGUCAGAUUCCGGUUCCGACUCUUGUUUGCUAAGAAUUGAAGAAAAAGGUCAAAACGAGUUAGCGCGCGUAGCUAAUAAUGGUAUGACUUACAAAGUUUCAUCCAAUAGCUACACAUUACAGAUUUAAAUUUUUAUACCUGCUUUUAGUUCAAGCUUGAAGUGAACUGUACAUAGCGUUUUUGAGAUCUUUAUCUGAGACUCCUGAGGCACUUUGCGAAAAAAGUUAUGGACAUUGUCAAAUGCCAUAUAGGACCCAGUUAACUAAAACAAUCCAUCUAAAAGAACUGGAUUGCAUGGGCUGGUCGGUAUUCCAAAAAGCGGCAGUCAAGACCCCUGACUUUAUCAUCCAUUUAAGGGCAAGAAGGAAAUUGUUGCUUUGAGGAGUCUAUUCCGUUCUAUGAGCCCCCGAGUAGAGAUAUUGCCUCAAAGAAGUUCCAAUUAACAUGCCCUAUUCAACUUCUAUAAAGGAAUGUUGCCGAAAUGUUUCUUGAAAUGGCCGAACGAAGUAAAUUUGUUAUGGCAACAGCGUUGUAUGUGAUGUUUUCAGGGUGGUUGAACCAGCUAAGUAAUCAUUAAUGGUAUUAUAAUUAUCAUCAUCAUUAUUAUUAUUAUUAAUAUCAUUUUAAUUAUCAUUCAUUAUUAUUAUUAGUACUAUUAGUACUAUUAUUAUUAUUAUUAUUAUUGUUAUUAUUAUUAUUAACUCAACUAUUAUGGGAAAAUUUUUCUCCUAGAAAUGGGAAAAGUUUGCGAUAUCGCCUGUAAUGCUUCAACGAGCAAACGCUGUGUACAACAAGUUGUUUCAGUGAGGGAGUUCGAAACAUUUGUUGCAGUUGUUGUUGCCACAAUGUUGCCUCGGGUGGAUAAACGAAAUAACAACAUGCUUGCCUCGUUUAGCCAGCACAUCACAAAAAGGAAUGGGCCCGUUGCUCGCUACUCGCCCACUUCCCAUCCUCGCCCUCUGAGUUGCUUUCAUAACAGAAUUCAUGUGCUGGUUCAAUUUGUAAUGCACAACAGUUUUACCUGAAAGCGGGUCGUAGCAAUUCUUCGUCUGAACCACUCCCUGGUUCUAUUUUGACGGGAUCAUCAGGGCAUACCGUGGUACUGAAAUAAUAAGGAUAACGACAACGAUCUUAGGUGCCUGAAGUCGUAAACAGAGUUACUUGCUAUUUUACUUUACCGCCUAUUAAGACUUCUUAAAUCGUGGAAAUUUCAGACCCGAAGUUCUUAAUUUUUUUCUUCACCCCUGUAGUAUCAAUGAUUGUACUUUCUUUUACCUUGCAAUGUCAUUGAAUAGAUCCUUGGCUUUCGCAUUGGAAGGACGUUGAUUCUGCCCUGUCUUUGUCGGUGUGUUCUCAGCAGGGCUAAGCUGGUCAAACGACAUCGUCAGAUCUAUCAGAUCAACUUCUUUCUCCUUCUCUUCUUUCUGCUAUAGGGAAAAGCAAAGCAGUUAGAUCAUUAUCAUUCUCGGUAUUGUUUCUGUUCAUCGUUACUUUAUUAUUUAAUGCCAUACCGCGAGAAACGUACCGAUGAAGUACGCCGUCUUUUAGUCCUGUCAGACACUUUCGAGUGGGUCGAUUCCUUUGGCGUACUAUCUUCGUCGGCUGAUUCCUCUGAACUUCUAGUGCUUACGAUUUCUUCGCGAUCAUCGUUAUGAAAAAGAUGAGACUGGUGAUGAAAAAAAGCAAUUUUAUCAAUAAUCUGACAUCAAUGGAAAUAAAAGCAUUCAUAAAAGCGUUUAUUAAAGGCACCAUUCCCUUGAGACUUCUUUGGUGAUAACAGCUCUUUUUUCAAAACCGCCGUAACUACUACAUCAUCAUCUGGGGUACUGGCUGGCAAUUUAGUGGCAUCAGCAUAGCUACCGGUACCCUGUAAAAAAAGGUGCAUAGAGCUUUCAUAAACUUAUAUCAACUUUUAUAAUCCAUCAAAUAUUUUCGCUCGCGCCCGAUUGGUCUAAACACGUUACGUGACCGAAUAUUCAAACCUGCGCGUGUUGCGAAAAAUAUUUGAAGGAUAAUAACCACAAUAGCCUCCAUUUGGGGUGAAAAUAGGCACGGAUAUUAGUCCUUGGACAUUAUCUGUUCCUCAAAGCUCCAAGUUUUCCUCGAGGUACGCUCUCGGAAAACUGUUCGCUUCUCGGAACAGAUAAUGUCCGCGGACAAAUAUCCGUGUAUAUUUUCACCCCAAAUGGAGGCUAUUAUUUAUAUCUCGCAUAUUGUUUUCACCCUUCCCUCCCCCUCUCCCUGACAGACAGGUCGCCCCUGUUUAUAACGCUAUUAUCAUGCGAUUCAAUUAUUUGUCUAUAUUCAUCUGAUAUAACUUUAAACUUACUUAUGGAAUUAUAUCAGUCCAAGGUAUUCUUCAGGAAGCAUGAGUUUUCAAUUUACCUUAUUUGUAGGGGCAAUUGCCACAUAAUGGUCACCAUCACCAGUAUGCCCCAAAAAUAUGGUGCCAAAACAGAUCCCUGAGCUUGGCGUCAUUGUUCUCAUACAAUCGUCCUCUCCCUGUAAAUAAUAAAAUACUUUUACUUUUUCAUGUUAUACUGCCUUAUAACAUGAAUUUUUCGCGACGCGUUAAUUUGCGAAUUCAUUAACAAUGAAAAAUGAGAAACUUGAAAGUGAAAAACCUUUCAAACAGUGGAUCUUAUUCAUUUCGAAAAUGUUGUUGGAGACGAGUUGUCUUAUUACAAAUCAAUUGUUAUUAUCAUCAUCAUCAUCACCAUCAUCGUUAGUGGUAGUAACAGCAGCGGCGGCCGUAGUGAGUGGUAGUAUCACUAUUAUAACAAAUCCUCUUACCCCGUGUACAGUGGGUACAACGACUUCCUGGUGCAUCACAUCCGAGAAAGCUUGGAUAACCAGGUUGUUAGCGAAUUCGCCUCGCAAUUUUUUGAUAGCCUCUUCCCAUUGAACGGGCUUUUUCUUGUCUGAGAAGUCCUCCUCGCACACGAAACCUAGACGGUCGUUCCGGUCGUGCUGUUGAAUAUUUUGAAUAUUGUUAUUAUUAAAACAUUUCACGUCAUGUUCGCCAUUUGUUGUUUCUUUUUUCCUGGGUUUUUCUCAAUUGCCACUUUUUUAGUUCUUCAGUCACUUCAGUAGAAAGAGAGACGGGAAUGGAAUUGCCAGCAGUCUGGCAUAUUUUUCAAAUAAAAACACAGUUUUGAGUUUACAAAACAUGUUUCAGAUGAACAACAUCCAUCGUCAGUUGCGAAUACAAAUGAACCGCUAGUCGGUAAGAUAUAAAGGAUAGCUAAAUAUUAAGUGUGAAUAUUAAAUAACAACGUAAAUGGGUAAUUAACACGGAAAAAUUAAAAUGAAAGUGAUAAAUUAACAUGAUUAACUUGCUUGUUUAAUGAGGGGUUUUCCCAACCUAUGUGUAAGGCCUCCUUGAUUUUCAAUUUAAAAGGCGUGGAGGCGGUGUCAAGGAUUGAAAAGCAAUUCUCUGAGCACAAAUCUCUGCAUGUUUCUGACCCAUGAAUGUGCUGAAAGAUGUGCGAGUUCUUGUCGGAUGCUAAAUGUUCACGAACACGUGUAGCAAGAUGUCGGUUUGUCUCACCGACAUAACAGGCGCUAGAGCUUGCGCAAGAAAAUUUGUAAACAACACGGGAUCGUCGGCAAAGAAAUUGCUAAGGUAUUGUUUUAUAUAAAACAAUACAAUUUUAUUUCAUAUAAAAUAUGAAAUUUGAUUUCAUAUAAAAGUAAAACGAGUACGGAAAGAGUUCGUUUUGAAAUUCGCCCACAUCGGCUCAGUAGCAUUAUUCAGCUUUUACUCACUUUGUCAUUUUACAUUUCACUCAUUUCCUUAGCUAUUAUUCAAGUCCACUUACGGGGGCUCCGUAUUCAACUUAUACUUCACACCCUGCAUCCUGGUCAGACUAGUUUGCCGAGUAUCAUGUAGUUAGUUAACGUUCAAUCAAUGACAGGCCGGUUAUUGUAAAGUUCUUAAUCAAUUAAGGCUAAAAGAAAACAUGAAACGCGAACCAUGCUAGCUUGUAUAACCUUUCUGACUUGCCCUUUUCGUAACUGACGUUACCUCUCUGCAUUAAAAUACGUUUCCUAUCUAUUUCUAUGCUCCUAAUCACUAACAAUAAAAAUACUUACAUCAAAACGAUGACUUAACAGAUAGUCGAAGGUUGCCUCCUUUAAGCGCGCAACGUCUUGAUUCAGCUGGUGUGCAGCCGCCGAAAAAAAGCAGCUUCCAUCUCCUUUUGGAUUAAAGGAGACAAUAAAGCCUUUCUGUUCCAAUCGACUGAUAAAUGAUUCCAUAACGAUAACUGAACAGAGAAGAUCCUGAGUCAGAAGUUUGCAAGUCCUGAGAGAUGAGCAAGUAAAGGUGGAACGACGAGACAGAAGGUAUUGACAGCUGUCACUCAAAGGAACACGCCCAGACUCCAAUUGCAAAGUUUGCCUCAAUAGCGAGUCACCAGCUAGUCGGCUACAUUCCAAUCUUGAGGCCAUAUAAAAUCAAUUAAUUCAAAAAGAUGGUGAACACGAAAAUUUUCCCUGUUGUAUUAUUUUAGAGGACGCCUUUUGGUGGCUGUCGAUGUUUAGCGAGUAUGGGUUACCCAUCCUCUGAAAUCCAGGGAAAACCACUGGGUUUCUGCUAUCACUAUUUAAUAAUUUGUUUUCUUGAGUGUUACAAAGACUGACUGCCGUUCCUGAGAAGUUUGUGGUGCAAUGAGAACGGAACCGCGUGAUAAUUGGGUAAUUAGUUAGCAUUCCGCCUGAUAAAAAGAUAAAAUCCACAACCAGUUACAGUGUGCUCUAAGCAGCGCUUGAGCUUGGUUUACGAGAUUGGCGGUUGUAUUCUUUUUUGGCAGAAUCGAUAUAACCCAGGAGAGAUGUAUACCAAACGAACAGCGGAGAAACUUCCUGUCACGCUUCUUUCCUUAGGUUGCUUUAUUUGGGAAUUUUAGGUUUUAAAUUGAAAAAAAAUUCAGAAAUAAUUGUGGAGGAUUUUUCGACCCUCGACCAUUUACCCUCGACCCUCGACUAGUUACCCUCGACCCUCGACCAUUUACCCUCGACCCUCGACCCUCGACCAAAAGGCAAACUCAGGAUCGCUUGAACCUUUAUAAUUCUCGUACGCAUCCAGCAAGGUGAAAAACAAAAACGAUGCCAUCCGAAAUCGGAUUAUCGGCUUUGACAAGCGAUGCAUUUCUCAAGCAAAAACCCAAUAAACAAACCAGCUAUGAAUAAGAGAACACUCUUGAUAGCAGCUGUAUUUCAUUUUUCACAUCCAGUGGAAAAAGACAGUUAAAAACCUCACAAGUUGACUCAAAACUCUGUCAGCUUCAGCUGUAAACAACUUUCAAGAUGCUGCAUGAAUUUUACGCACGAACUCACCAGUCAAAUUUUAACCAAUCAGAGCAUAAAAAUUGGACGUGGAACGUGACCAACACGUGACCAUGGUUAGAAAAGGUCUUACCCGCCUGUAUUUUAAAAAAACUGGCUAAAUUUUUGCGUCUGAGGUCAGUUUGAAAUCAAAAUCGUAAUAGUGCGGGGCGAUACUGACAUAAACACAACAUAUUUGAUAUGAAUUUAAAAAAUAAGUAAACAUGAGCCUACGAUCAUUUGAAGACGAGUAAAUUGUCAGCGGAUAACUUCACAAAAAUACUCGACCUUGAUGGGUCGACACCUGAGCCUGCGAUACGGUCAGGUGAUACUGGUCAGCGGAUACCCUGUUUUGACAGCUGUCAAUUGAUGACAACAUUGAUGUGCAAUCAGCUUUCUCCUGGGCUCCCAAAGUAGCUAGAAAGUGUGAGAGUAAACAUUGGUAUGCCUGUGGUGCGGACGGACGGGCAGCGGGCGGGCGGGCGGUGUACGGUCACGUGAUUACCAAAUUUUCUGGGAUGGGUAGAUUUACUUACCCAUGGUGUUCCGCAGGCGCGCUUAGCGCGCCAGAGCUCCUCUAAAAAUAUUGGUAUGGCAAUUUAUAGUGCCAUUUUUUUGAUGUAGUAUCAGUAUUUACUCGCAGCAGCUUACGUACAAUUUGUAACCUUAAGUAUAUACCGUGAAGACCAUUAGAAGCAGUAACCAUAAAAUAAGAAGUUAUAAAUUUUAAUAUCAAAGGGUACAUCCAGGACGAUGGUAUUAAUACUUACGCUUACGACCGUUAUAAUUCACUGCAGAAUGCCCCUUUUUUCAUCUUGAAAAUACUGACCAUUUGAGGAUUUCAUUUUUGUAUGAUGUAAAAUAGAGGGUGCCAAUGGGGUUAGUAGUUAACUGAUAUUUGGCCUAAAAACCAGUAGUUAACUGAUAAUUGGCCAAAAAAAUUAGUAGUUAACUGAGAAAUGAAAAGUUAACAGUUAAGUGAGAUUCUAUUAAUUAUGCUGAAUACGAUCUUUGAUGUUUAUGAAAGCGACAAAGUUUUGCAAACAGAAAUGCUAUUUUCCAACUUUUUUCUGUCCCGCUGAUGACCUGGUAGCCUCCCACGCAGACGUUCUUAGAGGUUCGUCACGCGUUCCUGCCCCACGAACAUCUGCUGACUUGAGCGGAAAAAAAACGUAGACCAAUCACAGCAGACUUCCAGAUCUGGGAGGUGCACUUUGGACCUUGAGAAAUUUCGCGCUUGACUUUAUAGCUCCAGAAAAGAUCAGUAAGGUCUCAUGAAGGUGAAGACCUUACUGUUUUAGAACAAACUACUCAGUUAACUCACAAGCGUUCGUGGCUACCCUCACAAUCUCAUUGAAAAAAAUUUCCUCGGAAGUUAAAUUUGCUGAACGGAAGUCGGCUUUACUACUUUUACUACUACUACGCCCAAGACUUUGGAACCACAGUGAAAGAAUCGGUUAAAUGAACUAGGAAGAAUUCGAAGUGUCGAAUUGUCCCGUGUCAAAUACUUUCAUGCCUUUGUCAGCAGUGUUAACUAUGUCUCCCCCAUCGGUGCAAACAGUGUUUGACAACGAAGUAUAAGAAGCGAAUAAACUGAAGAUAAAGCGGGAUCUUUACCAUCAGCGUCGCGGGACUAUGACAUGCUAUUUGCUAUCUUUUUAAAAAGCUAAAACGUUUUUUUGGCAUCAAUUGAAUUCCAGAAAUAAUAGUCCAGUUUUGUUAUUUAAGACGAUAUUUUGGCAUUGAUAUUGUUUUCCGUCGCGGCAAUGGAUUGCAAGGAUUGAAAAUGGAUUGAAACUUAUAGGUCAACAACAAGAUACAGGACAUACAGCAACCAGUUAAGUACUAGACUAAUUCAGAUAAUGAAAGUGACGAAGAAGGUGACUUUGAAGAAGUUUGUAGCAGGACAUGCAUGACCAGGUCGGGGAGAUAAGUACGAGAGCAUGACUGGUGUGUCUGGAUGUACGUGGAUGGUUAUACGACUUAAUGCAGUUUGUACUUACAGCAAAAAUCGACUAAUAGGAGUCUUAAUAGCUAUUACUUACGCAUUUUUACUACUUCGGUAAGAUAAUUAUGUUCUUUUAAUUUCUAUAUUUUCAGGUACUUAUAAAUGGUACUAGUGGCGGAGUUUAUGUGAAUUCAUCUAAGUUUAAGCCUUGAUUUUAGUGGGGCCUACCCGGCCCAAAAGUGAGUGACUUGCUGAAGUAAAGACAAUUCGGUCUAUGACGGAAUAUUAUUCGCUGUAGGAAAGUGAAAGUUGAUAGCUAACCAAAAUAAGUAGUUGACUGAGAAUUGGCCAAAAAAAUAGUAGCCUUAGUCAUUUCAAAGCCGUUUCAUAAAUAGAUCAUUGAGUUAGCAACCAAAUCUUUUGUUUCCUUUUUUGCACGUUUACAGUUAUUGCUUUGUCAAAUGGGUGCCUCGAUACGCACACCGUAAAUGAUGUAACAAACGCCCGCGGGGUUUAUUUAAUUUCAGGGGUCCAAGCGGGGGCGUUUAAUCGAUAGAAGGCGUUUAUUCCCAUAACUGUAACAUGCUCAACAAGACUAAUACGCUCUCGGCAAAAAUAUCAAGUGAGUGUGAAAAUAGCGGAAUAUCCACUCCAUCAUUUGAUAUGUCUAGGUCGUCUAGAAAUCCAUGUCGCUUUUUCAAUCCCAACACCGAUGUCAGAAUCCUUGCUCAGCGUUAUUCUGUUGUCAUCGUUAGUCUAUCCUUCCUUUGAACUUGGCAUUGAACAAGAUGAAAUACGCAAACCCUAGUUAAUCAAACAAGAAACUCAAUAAUUUGCUCUUUUUAGCUAAUUCCUAGAAUUUUGGAGUAAUCCUCACUACACAGGGGGCGUUUAUUAGAAAGGGGCGUUUAAUACAGUUUUAACGACGUAGAGGGAGCGAUUAUUUGAUGAGAGGCGUAUAUUUGGAAGUGGGCGUUUAUUUGGUCAUUUACCGCGGUAUUCACCGAAAAUCAGGCGUAAUGCUUGCAAUUUUUUUAUACUUUUGUAUUCUACUGUUAAAUAUCCGUAACUGAUUCAAACGACCAAGUGUAAGGUAUAAUUAGGAUUGCUCUCUUACUAAUGGAUUAAAAAAAAUACAGGCGUCGAGAGGCCCUCUACACAAGGCUGCUAUCAAUGGACAGUUCGAAACAAUCAAAGGACUUCUUGAAAGUGGUGAAGAUGUGGAUAAAAAGGAUCAGGUUUGAAUCUUGUACAGUUUAAUAUGCUUCUCACGAGAAAUCGUCGUAGCCUCUUUCAUAAGUCGAGAAGGUCAUCUAUAACGCAUUGUGAGUAUGCAAUAUUAUAACACGUGUUACGUUGGAAUGCCGUUGCGCGGAUAUAAGACUAUUGACAAGACGCGAACCAUUUGUACGAGCUGUUCGCGUCCUAUGAAAGACAUGCCAGCGUCUUAUGUAAGACGUGUCUUACUGUUCUUGGCAUACGUCAGCGAUCGUGUUCAUAGCGGCCUCGUUCUUUUAUUUUUGUGGGGUUUUCAAUACCUUCACAUCUUACAAAUAUUUCAGUUAUUACAAACUUUUCACUGUCCAGUUUCCUUUAAUCAACUUCCUCAUGUUUGGGAUCAGAACCAAAAUUAUUAUUCUAAACAGCAACAAAAACAAAAACUUGGUGAGGCUCAAAAGGGGGAAGUGGGCCCAUGUACUCCUGGAUUUUUGUGAGCUAAAGAAAACCUAGCACCAGUGUGAUACAUACACACCUCUACGUAUAACUACGUUUUUUUGUCCUCUUUUCUGUAGUUUUCUUUGACUCCUCUUCAUCUUGCCUGUUGGUAUGGACAAGAAUCUGUUGUCAAACUGUUGUUAGAACACGGUGCGAACGUCAACGCUAAAGACAGGGUGAGUCAGUGAACUUUCUUCAAUUGAACAAUAUAGUGCCCUGAAGGGGUGGGGUAAGAGAGGUUGUUGUUUGUCCAGUAUUACUGAUUCACACAGGAAUCCCUUUAUGUUGGCCAAUUAUUAAAUUUACCCUAGCAACAGUAUUGAUACAAACGCCCAUCUUACUAUGGUACAUACCAGGGUGGUGGUAAACACACCGGUAUGGAGGAGGGAGUUGGGCCUCCUCCCAGGGCAGACUGUGACCGUUCCUGGGUAAAGAUGGAAGGUGCACAGAAUUCUAUAGGGGAGGGAAUUGGGCCUCCCCCAGGGUCGGCUGUGACCAAUCGUGCCGAUAUAGGGAGGUUGGGCCUUCCCUCAUGGUCGGCUGUGACCAGUCGUGGGCCUCCCUUGGGCCCCCACUAACCUACAUGUAUAUCCCAGGAGUACAAAAUGUCGAGUCUAUGGGGGCGAAAGUGUGACGAGAGGAGCACCUUAUCCCCAUUCUCACCUUUAUUGAAAAACAAAACUGUCUUCAGAGUAGAAGUACAGGAUAGAAACAACUAAAAUUAACUAAUUUGAUGUGUCAUAUCAUUGCAUCAGGUGGAAACUCUCAACCGAAAGGGACAUCAAUGUGUUGACACAGAAAUUGAUUAUAACUAUAGUGAGUUGGAUGGGAGGGAAAAGGAAACUUCAAGAUAUUGUGCUUUGGUCGUGAAGAAAAGCCAGAGUGACGAAGCAUAUGGGAGUGCAAGCUAAGGAACAUGGCAGAGUGCCGUGUAGACCCCAUGUAAUUGGUCAAGUAAACAACCAAUUGUUCAUAGACUUCAACGCACGUGAGGUUGCACGUGAAAAUUACUGGACAUGGGACAAAGCUACCAGCAACAGUUGUUGAUUAACUGAAAUUUAUCUCUAGUGAUCAAUAAAUUAUGAUCUCUUCGAACACGUUUUGAUUUGAACGUUUCAUUGCACAGGCAUUUGCUCUAAUUCCACCUGCGAAAUCGGCCUUUAACUCUUACCUAUAUCACCCUUAGAGGCUCGCUAUGUUUCCUCCUCUCUUUCUUUAUAUUUCGUGUGAGUGCUUUUUCCACCGCAUUUUUACACAUUAAAUGAAUCAGCUACAUUGCAGUCGUUUAUGGAUGUUGCUGGAAUUAUAGCAUGCCUGUAACAGAAUAGGAAUUGUUCUCUCACUGGAGGGGAACUGCUCUUUUUUCUUUGCUGUUUGGAUUAUCAAUUACCUUUCCUACGCGAUCGAUACUUAGAGCCCACGGCAGGAGAUGCCUUCUUCGUUUAUUAUUAUUAUUGUUAUUAUUAUUAUUAUUAUUAUUAUUAUUUAUUUAUUUAUUUUCAAACAAAAAGAAAUAACAACGGGAAAAGAUUUUGUUCCCGCUAGACUACGAGUAGUCCCCCAUUUUUCCUCAGGGAUAGUAGAGCGAGCGGAACGCGAGCGCGCGUGAAAAUCACCCCACGCGAGAAAAGGCGACACGCGGCGGGGAGAGAGAAAAAUGUGUUUUUUCUCUCUCCCCGCCGCGUGUCGCCUUUUCUCGUGUGGGGUGAUUUUCACGCGCGCUCGCGUUCCGCUCGCUCUACUAUCCCUGAGGAAAAAUGGGGAACUACUCGUAGUCCAUGUUCCCGCAGGCUACCCAAACCGUUAUUAAUCUUUUCCUUUUUUGAAGAUUUUUUCUUUUGACGUUAACAUUAGAUUUUGUUCAAGAACAUUUAACUGAGUCCAUGCUUCAACACUUAUGUCCAGGAUGGAAUGCACAGUCAUGUCAAAUGCACACGAUUUUUUUUUUUGUUUUGAUUUGUUUUGGUUUUUAAUGGCUCUGCUGUGUAAUUCUUGUAGUUAACAGUACGUUGCGUUACCUUGUGUAGACAAAGCGGAGACAUGCAUUUAUGUAGAGUUACCUUAGUUAAAAUGUUUCUAUGAUAAAUAGUCAAAAGAAGGUAACAAGAAUAACUCUGCUUCAAUAUGUUUUUAGUUUCAGCGUACUCCUCUGCAAAAAGCCGAACGACAAAACCACCAUUCCAUAGUGCAGUUGCUGCUGAAGAAUGAUGCCAGGCUAUGUCCUCAUCAACCAGUAAGAUAUCAGAUUGUGUCUUUAUUCCCGUUUCCUUUUUGCGAAAUCUUCUUUCAGGAGACUUUUUUUAUGUAUUUAUCAACAAUGUUGGACGUUAUACGUUAUCGAUGCGAUGAUCGUAAACCAGGUAGUUGAAUUAACUGACUUGCUGUAAGCAUUAGCUUAUUCGUUGUCCGCACUAAUGGUUUAGGGUAUUGAGACGAUAAUAACUGAAAAGGGUAAGUAUUUUAUCUUUGAGAGCCAAAUGAAAUUCCCAGCUUAUAAAUAAACAAUACGCUUUUGACUUACAUGCAAAGUCUCACUUUAAAAAGCUGCGCGUGUGACUAAAGUCAAAAGUGCAAAGACGGUAAAAAGACAUAUAGUGGAAUCAAUAAGCCUUUAUUUAAGGAUUAGUUUAUUGGUUAUUCGAACUCAUGGUUUAGGGUACUGAGACGAUAAUAACUAAAAACAGGUUAAUAUUUUAUCUUUUGGACCCAAAUGAAAUAUCCCGCCGAAUAAAAAACAAACUUCGCUUUUGACUUACAUGAAAACUCUCACCUCUAAAGCCGCGCGUGCGACUGAAGUCUAAACUAAAUAAAUUACUCGGACCAAUGGCUUAAAGCGGUCCGAACAAAAGGUUUUCAUUACAACCCUCCUCUACUGCCAGCAAAAUUUCGCUUUGUGGAAAUUUUGCAGCUGCGAAUUUUCGCCUGGCGAAAUUUCGCGAGUGCGAAUUUUCGCUCCGAAGAAAUUUCUACAAAACGAAAUUUCGCUUCAGUGGAUCCGAAAUUUCGCCAAGAUGACAACGAAAUUUCGUUUGACUCCACGAAAAUUCGCGAGCGCUUUGACGAAAUUUCGUGGCGAAAUUUCGUCGAAUUUUCGCGAGAACAAAGAACGAAGAACACCGAAUUUCCUUUGCAUUUCUUUUGCACAGUACUGUAGUUGUUAGCCUCCGGCCUUCUGUCGAAACUGACUAUUAAAAGCACUGUAACUCGGUAUUUCAGUAAUUCUAUUUUAUUAUGGUGCAUAGCACAUUUGUGUUAUCGCAAUGGUAAUUGUGCUAAUACAAAAGUUUUUAUUUGUUAUUAACCGGAUGCCAGGCCAUGUCUUCAUCAACCAGAUUGUGUCCGAAAACUGUCUCACAUUUCUGCUUUAACUUACUCAGUGUCAAAUGGAUUCCCUCUUUAUUACUUUCUCUUAAAAACUUGGUCAUUUUUUAACAGGUCUGUCUAAAGAAACUCUCAAGGAAAGCUUUCAUUCAAUUGGAUAAACAGGCUGGAUUUCAUCCACUCCAGGCGGCUGUCUUAAAGAACAAAUAUGACAUUGUUUUGAAAGCUUAUGGACUUCCAAGUUAUAAAAGUAUCAAAGGACUCUAUAAUGAAUGUGCUAAGGACAACAGUGGACAGACUAAGCUGCAAGUGGCUACAUGUAAUGAUGAUGCGGAACAAGCUGUUGAGCUUAUACUAAAUGACGGUGCAGCUAUUAAUGCCCGAGUGUCAGGUAAUGAUUACACAGUUUUGAUGCAGGCGAGUCGUUCAUCCUCAAGUCAGUUCAUUGAGACCCUCAUUGAUCUUGGGGCCGACGUUAAAGGCAAAACAGAAAAGAGGAAAGAAACACCAUUAAAAUUAGCAGCUGUUUGGAACAACUAUAUGGCAGUGUGCUUGCUUGUAAGGCACAGAGCUUAUGUAGAUGUUCAGGAUAGUUAUGGAUUCACACCACUACACAUUUCAGUCAGAAAAGGUAGCGAAAAUCUUAUCAAAUUACUACUUGCAAAUAAAGUAGAUGUAAAUAUUCAAGAUAAAAGUAGAUAUACACCCUUGCACUGGUGUGCCUUUGAGGGUAACGAAAACCCAUGUAGAUUGUUACUUGAACACAACGCGGAUGUAAAUACUCAAGAUGAAGAUGGAUAUACACCCUUACACCGGUGUGUCAAAGAGGGUAACGAAAACAUCUGUAUAUUGUUACUUGAGCACAAUGCGGAUGUAAAUAUUCAAGAUGCAUAUGGAAAUACACCCUUGCACUUGAGUGCCAGAGAGGGUAACGAAAACCUCUGUAGGUUGUUACUUGAACACAACGCGGAUGUGAAUAUUCAAGAUAAUCGUGGAUAUACACCCUUGCAUUGGUGUGUCAGAAACGGCAACGAAAACAUCUGUAGAUUGUUACUUCAACACAACGCGGAUGUAAAUAUUCAAUAUAAAUCGGGAUAUACACCCUUGCAGUGGUGUGUCAAAGAGGGUAGCGAAAACCUCUGUAGAUUGUUACUUGAAUACAACGCGGAUGCAAAUAUUCAAGAUAAAAGUGGAUAUACACCCUUGCACUGGUGUGUCACAAAGGGUAACGAAAACCUCUGUACAUCGUUACUUCAACACAACGCACAUGUAAAUAUUCAAGAUAAAUAUGGAAAUACACCCUUGCACUGGUGUGUCAAAGAGGGUAACGAAAACAUCUGUAUAUUGUUACUUGAGCACAAUGCGGAUGUAAAUAUUCAAGAUGCAUAUGGAAAUACACCCUUGCACUUGAGUGCCAGAGAGGGUAACGAAAACCUCUGUAGAUUGUUACUUGAACACAACGCGGAUGUAAAUAUUCAAGAUAAAUAUGGAAAUACACCCUUUCACUGCAGUGCCUCAAAGGGUAACGAAAACCUCCGUAGAUUGUUACUUGAACACAAUUCGGAUGUACAUAUUUAA